CAACCGUUCCUUCAGAGUUGAUACCACAAAGCUCCAGCACAGGUACCAACAACUACAGCGUCUUGUCCACCCAGACUUCUUCAGCCAGAGGUCUCAGACUGAAAAGGAUUUCUCAGAGACACAUUCGACCCUGGUGAAUGAUGCCUAUAAGACCCUUCUGGCCCCUCUGAGCAGGGGACUGUACCUUCUAAAGCUCCAUGGAAUAGAGAUACCAGAAGGGACAGAUUAUGAAGUGGACAGACAAUUCCUUAUGGAAAUAAUGGAAAUCAAUGAAAAACUCACAGAAGCUCAAACUGAAGCCACCUUAAAAGAAAUUGAAUCCAUUGUCAGAGCUAAACAGAAAGAAUUUACUGACAAUGUGAGCAGAGCUUUUGAACAAGCUAACUUUGAAGAAGCCAAGGAAAAUUUAACAAAGAUGAAAUAUUUUUCAAAUAUAGAAGAAAAGAUCAAGUUAAAGAAAAUUCCCCUCUAAUUGUUGCUAAAGUUUUAAAAAUAAAGUUUCUGCCGGGCACAGUGGCUCAAACC
This is a messenger RNA of Carlito syrichta (Philippine tarsier), 525 nucleotides long. RefSeq names its product HscB mitochondrial iron-sulfur cluster cochaperone (gene HSCB). Gene Ontology annotation, cellular component: mitochondrion. NCBI's taxonomy places the organism in Eukaryota, Metazoa, Chordata, Mammalia, Primates, Tarsiidae. Gene Ontology annotation, molecular function: ATPase activator activity; protein-folding chaperone binding. The transcript is spliced from 6 exons. The annotation marks the transcript as partial. Gene Ontology annotation, biological process: protein complex oligomerization; [2Fe-2S] cluster assembly. The record is from RefSeq and is a predicted model, not a curated record.